Pseudonaja textilis is the source of this 1700-nucleotide messenger RNA. RefSeq names its product cytochrome P450 2J2-like. Gene Ontology annotation, molecular function: heme binding; iron ion binding; oxidoreductase activity, acting on paired donors, with incorporation or reduction of molecular oxygen, reduced flavin or flavoprotein as one donor, and incorporation of one atom of oxygen. Gene Ontology annotation, biological process: xenobiotic metabolic process. The record is from RefSeq and is a predicted model, not a curated record. Gene Ontology annotation, cellular component: intracellular membrane-bounded organelle; cytoplasm. Lineage: Eukaryota; Metazoa; Chordata; Lepidosauria; Squamata; Elapidae.
UUUCCAAUAAUUUUUUAAAAAGAAGAUUUACAGCAAAGAGGACGUAUCCGAGAUGCUGAUCGAAGGAUUCCUGCUUUUUGCCUUCUUCGUCUUUGCUUUCCAAUUUCUACAGUUGCAAAGAGCAAAGGGUCGUUUUCCUCCUGGCCCGUUUCCUCUUCCCAUCUUUGGCAAUUUAAGGCUGCUGAAUUUUGCUCUGAAACGGGAGACGUUGGUGAAGUUAACAAGCAUCUAUGGGAACAUCUACACCAUUUGGCUGGGGACAACACCGGUGGUUGUGCUGAAUGGCUACAAGGCGGUGAAAGAAGCACUCGUCACUUACUCAGUGGAGACUUCUGGAAGGCCAUUGAUGCCUUUGUUUACGGAGCUGAUGGGUGAGAGAGGUGUUUUUAUGACCACUGGCCCUAUCUGGAGAAAGCAGAAGCGCUUUGUCAUGAUGGCCCUGCGAAAUCUGGGUAUGGGAAAGAAGAUCUUGGAGAACCAGAUCCAGCAGGAGGCACAUUAUCUGCUGAAGGUGUUUAAGAGCAAGAAAGAAUUGCCCUUUGAUCCCCGAACUCCUAUAGUCAAAGCAGUCUCAAACAUUAUAUUCAAUUUUGUGUUCGGUCAUCGCUUUUCCGAAGAGGAUGCCCAUUUCAACAAAUUAUUAAAAACUAUACACAUGAUUGUUUACCUUCCUGGUAGCAUCUGGGGCAGGGCCUACGACUCUUUCCCUACCAUUAUGCAGAAAUUUCAGAAACCUUACCAGCAGUUGUUUGAACACAACGAAUUCAUGCACAAUUUCAUCAAGGACAAGAUGCAGAGCCACAAGGAGAGAUGGGAAGAAGGCAACAAACCACAAGAUCUGCUGGACUUCUAUCUGGAGUUCAUAUCCAAGAACAAAAACAACUCUGAUUCCAUUUUCAGCGAGGAGAACAUGGUUCAAAUUGCUGUCGACCUGUUGAUUGGAGGAGCAGAGGCCAGCACGACCACUUUGUACUGGGGUCUCCUUUAUUUGCUCAAAUAUCCAGAUGUGCAAGAAAAAAUCCACCAUGAAAUAGAUGCCAUUCUGGGACCUUCUCAAAUGAUCACUUACAAGGAUCGGAACAGAUUACCCUACACGAACGCCGUGCUGCAUGAAAUUGUUCGCUACAGCAACAUCUCAAUCACAGGGCCCUUACGGAAAUGCCUGAAGGACAUUGUUAUCAUGGGGUCCCCCAUUGGAAAGGGAACUCUUCUGCUGCCCAAUGCUCAUUCUGUGCUGUAUGACCCAGAGCACUGGAAAACCCCUUGGAAAUUCAAUCCAGAACAUUUCCUUGAUUUUGAAGGCAAUUUUGUGAACAAUGAAGCUUACUUGCCAUUCGGAACAGGGCGACGUGCCUGCGUGGGGGAGUCCUUGGCCAGAAUUGAGCUCUUCAUUUUCUUCACCAACCUUCUCCGUUCGUUCAAGUACCAGCUCCCACCCGAAGCAGAAGAGGUCAGCUUUGAGGAAAUCACAGGGUCAAUCCGCCAGCCUCUCCCGUAUAACCUCUGUGCUUUUCCCCGCGAAGCUGCCUAAUGCCACUUUCCCUCCAGCAAGAGUUGAUGGGAGCAAGAUUUUUUUGAACCAUUUCAUGUCUUCUAACUUAAGUGUAGAUGCCCUUAACCUUCCUGAACCAUCUUUGUCCAUCUUGUUUGUCUUUGAAAUGCAUACUGUCUCCAGCUCCGUUCUCGGAGGGGGGGAGGGG